AGUAUCACCGUCAGCACUUGCACCACCACCAGUUCUUUUCAACUUUAAAACUUUCACAGUCAAUUUAUCCCCAAACAGAAAACCGUAACACUUGUACGGCUUUGUUUAUAUUUGUCAGUUUAGUGGCCGGUCCGUUCUAUGUGUGUGUGUGUUAUGGUGGCUCACUGAUUGAUUGAUUUCUUCCCGAGUGAUUGAGAGGAUUCAGUGUGUGUGUGUGUCUAUACUGUUAACGGAUUUCUUAUCUAAUCAACUCACAACCCAAUCAAAGAGAAUGCGCUGUCACUGGAUCAGCAGUGUCUUAUUCCUGGCCGUCAUCACCAUUCCACAAUUCGCUUCGUCCACUUGGUGGUUUUUGAGCAAAUUUCAACUGGGCACGGCGGCUAAUCCGCGGAUGUAUUGCGAUCACAUUCCGGGCAUGGAGCGGAAGCAGAGACGACUCUGCCAGAAGCAUCCGGAUCACAUGGUCCAGGUUGGCGAGGGAGCCGCUACCGGAAUCAAAGAGUGCCAAUUCCAAUUCCGCCAGCACCGAUGGAAUUGUUCCACCAUCGACAGGGACGCCACCGUCUUUGGCAAAUCCCUGGUCAAAUCCGGAAGUCGAGAAGCGGCUUUUGUGUACGCCAUCAGCUCGGCCGGCGUGGUCCAUUCGAUCUCUCGGGCCUGCAACCGCGGCGACCUAUUGAACUGCGCCUGCGACAAGACAAGACUGGGCAAGCACCACGACCAGCAAGGCGAAUUCGCUUGGGGCGGAUGCUCCACCAACGUCCGCUACGGCAGCAAUUUCGCCCGUCAGUUCAUCGAUGCCCGCGAGCGCAAGAUGAGAGACUCAAGAGCCUUGAUGAACCUCCACAACAACCGAGUCGGUCGAAAGGCUCUUCACAAAUUGAUGAGGCACCAAUGCAAAUGCCACGGAGUGUCGGGUGCCUGCAACGUCCGCACUUGCUGGACGACACUUCCGGAAUUCCGCGAAGUCGGCGCUUACCUGAAGGAGAAAUACGACGCCUCGCUGGAGGUCAGCUCCGACCCGUCGGGCACGACGCUCAUCACGGCCGACCAUCUCAACGACAACCGCAAGAGUCUCAAGACCAAUCCGCCGCAAGUUCACGAUCUCGUCUACCUGGAACACUCGUCCGAUUACUGCUCCUUUGAUCCCCUCACUGGUUCGAUCGGGACGGCCGGAAGACCGUGCAAUAAAACCUCGAAGGGGAUCGACGGAUGCGAUUUGCUGUGCUGCGGACGCGGUUACGACACGAGGCGAGUGCUGGUGUCGACGCCGUGCAAUUGCACGUUCAAGUGGUGCUGCUCGGUCGAGUGCAAGACGUGCACCCAGUGGAAGGACGAGCACUUUUGCAAGCCGCUGCAGUCGUUUGAACUCAACAAAUUCAACGCCACCAAACAGCAGCAGCAGCAGCAGCAGAAGAAGAAAUGACACAACCGACCGACAUUUUUUGAAAAUUUUGACUAGACAAAAAACAAAAGAAUAAUUUCCAGAUAUUAUUAUGUUAUUAUGAAGUAUUUCUUCUUUUUUUUUUCUUUACCUUUGUCUCGGUGAGCGCAUUGAUGUACA
Messenger RNA from Daphnia pulicaria, 1564 nucleotides. Its product is annotated as protein Wnt-2b-A-like. The record is from RefSeq and is a predicted model, not a curated record. Gene Ontology annotation, biological process: canonical Wnt signaling pathway; cell fate commitment; multicellular organism development. The transcript is spliced from 5 exons. Gene Ontology annotation, cellular component: extracellular region. Lineage: Eukaryota; Metazoa; Arthropoda; Branchiopoda; Diplostraca; Daphniidae. The coding region runs from base 272 to 1426 and encodes 384 amino acids. Gene Ontology annotation, molecular function: cytokine activity; frizzled binding.